AUGGACUUCGUCAUGAAGCAAGCGCUGGGCGGGGCCACCAAGGACAUGGGGAAGAUGCUGGGGGGUGAGGAGGAGAAGGACCCUGAUGCGCAGAAGAAGGAGGAGGAGAGGCAGGAGGCCCUGCGCCAGCAGGAGGAGGAGCGGAAAGCCAAGCACGCCCGCAUGGAAGCUGAGCGGGAGAAGGUCCGGCAGCAGAUCCGCGACAAGUACGGGCUGAAGAAGAAGGAGGAGAAGGAGGCGGAGGAGAAAGCCGC
Messenger RNA from Merops nubicus (carmine bee-eater), 254 nucleotides. Its product is annotated as complexin-2. The annotation marks the transcript as partial. Gene Ontology annotation, molecular function: syntaxin binding. The transcript is spliced from 3 exons. NCBI's taxonomy places the organism in Eukaryota, Metazoa, Chordata, Aves, Coraciiformes, Meropidae. Gene Ontology annotation, cellular component: SNARE complex; terminal bouton. The record is from RefSeq and is a predicted model, not a curated record. Gene Ontology annotation, biological process: synaptic vesicle exocytosis; neurotransmitter transport; regulation of neurotransmitter secretion.